This is a messenger RNA of Sceloporus undulatus (fence lizard), 1465 nucleotides long. RefSeq lists its product as uncharacterized. Bases 489 to 1361 code for a protein of 290 amino acids. Lineage: Eukaryota; Metazoa; Chordata; Lepidosauria; Squamata; Phrynosomatidae. The record is from RefSeq and is a predicted model, not a curated record. The transcript is spliced from 2 exons.
AUGGAAGGAAGUGUAAGGAACUAAAGAAGGAAAUUGUGUACUCUGAGAAUUACUGAAAUAAACUUUUGGUAAUGAGAAAUAAGACAAUUAGAGGAGAAGACAGAAGAUAGAAAGAUAAAGAGAAGUUUGAGAACGAGAUAAGGAGGGAAGAAAACAAGGAGAUAAAGGGAUAAAUAGCAAAAGCAAGAAAUAAGUGUUGAAGUAAGAUUACUAGUGGUUGGAAUAAAUGAGACUCGUAAUGAAUUAAUAUAGCAUUAAGAAAAUAACUGUCUUUAGGAUAAUAAUACAUAUGUUGAAUUAAUUAGUGAUUGUUAAUACUAAGGGAAAAUAAGGAAUUAAGGUUAUCAUAGUCAAACUAUAUACUGGAAUGUGAUUGUUUUAUUUUAUACAGGUCUUCAAAGUAAUUUAAGUUUGGAAUUAUCAAUUUAAAAUAACCAAAGCUGGUACUGAAAAAUAGAAAACUGAAUUUGGUAAUUAAUUGAAUUUUUAUGGAAACAAGAGAAUCCACAAGAAGAAAGGAAGAAAUGGCAAAAAGUAAUAAAGGACUUACACAAUCACAACUAUUAUUGACAACAAGAAGAGGAUCAAUGGAAGACUCAAUCAAAAUAACCGAUCCUAAUAUACGCAUUUUGGACGAAAUAAGGAAAUUACAACAGGAAAUAAAAGAUGCAAGGCUGGAAACUAAAGAAGAUAUUAGAAAUGUAUGUGCAGAAUUAAGAGAAGAAAUAAAGGAUACAAGAUCAGAAAUUAGAAAAGAUGUUAAAAAAGAACUUGACUCCUUCGGGAAGAAAAUCGAUAAACUAUCAGAAGACCUUAACAAGACACAAAAAGAAGUCGAACAGAUAAAAGAAAGAACAGAUAUAUUGGAAAAAUCCUCUAAAGAAUUUAAUCACCAGCAAGAAGAACAAAGGCGUAUGGUUUGGAAUAAUGAAUUACGAUAUAGAGAAAAAUGCAUCAAGUUAAGAGGUCUUGUUGAACAAAACAAAGAAGAUUUAUAUGAAAGACUCAUCCCAGCUUUGGCUAAAUUUGUUGAUAUAACCCCAGAAGAGCUAGAGAUGGAAAUCGAUAAGACUUUUCGAAUUAACUCUCCCUUCAACAAAGAAAGAAACACUCCUAGAGACAUUGUUAUCUGUUUUGCAAGGACUAAAGUUCGGGAUAGAUUCAUACAGCAAAGUUAUGAAUCGAAAUUAUGGAUUGAAGAUAAUGAGAUUAAGAUAUUUAAGGACAUCCCACCACAAAUAAUGCUGAAUAGGCAAAAAUACAAACCAUUGAUUCAGCUUCUGAAGCACUUAAAUAUCGACUACAGAUGGGAAAGGAUAGAAGGACUUACCUUUUUUACCAACAGAAAAGACAUAAAAUAGAUAACUUGGAAAAAGCUAAUGAAAUAGAAGCCAAAAUAAAAAAGGAACAUAGAAGCAAUGAAGGAAAAAGACCUGAAGGAGAGUAUUCAAAAAAGGAAUGGAAA